GGGGGAGCCGCGGCGGCCGCUUCUGUGCGCCGUGGAGGGCUGGCUCCCGCGACGCGAGCCGGCGCUGCAGAAGAGAGAGAAAAUAAAAACAUCCAAGUACUACUCUAUUUGUGGAACUCCACUAAGCCUGUCCGUGGUGCCCCCAUGUUGUGCUAGGGCUUGAACUCAAGAGUCUCAUGCAUGGAAGGCGUGCAUUCUACUGGAAUCUGCAAAAUGGCUGAUAAUUUGGAUGAAUUUAUUGAAGAGCAAAAAGCUAAAUUGGCCAGAGACAAAGCAGAAUUGGAACGUGAUCCACCUUACAUGGAAAUGAAGGGAAAGGCAUCUGAGAAACUUUCCGAAAGCAGUAAAAUACUGAUUUCCAUGGCUAAGGAAAAUAUCCCACCCAACAGUCAGCAAACCAGGGGUUCCUUAGGAAUUGAUUAUGGAUUAAGUUUGCCACUUGGGGAAGAUUAUGAACGGAAGAAACAUAAACUAAAGGAAGAAUUACGGCAAGAUUAUAGACGUUAUCUUUCUCAGAAAAAUUUUCUAUCCACAAGUGAACUAGAUCCAUCUACUUUGGGAGUUUCGCUUCCUAUAGGUGAAAGGUUAUCUGCCAAGGAAAGGUUAAGACUUGAACGCAACAAAGAAUAUAAUCAGUUUCUUAGGGGUAAGGAAGAAUCCAGUGGAAAGUUUAAACAGCAAGAAAAGAGUAUUCAGCACAAGAAUCAAAGAAACACUAAGUCUGUUAGUGAAGUCAAGCCUGAUUUACCUUCACAAAUACAGGCAUCUGUAGAAAAUUUAGAGAGUCUUAGGAGAGGUGUCUUGACUCCUUCAGAGGCAUAUGAAGAGCUUUUAAACCAAAGACGACUAGAGGAGAACAGAUAUCGACAACUAGAUGAUGAAAUUGAGUUAAGAAAUAGAGGAAUCAAGAAAACUACUGAAGAAGUGGGCAUUUCCAAUAAGAAACAUCAACGAUUUGCCAAUAAGGCUGACGUCCCAGACAGAAGAUUACGCAGGCUUAACGAGGGUCACGUUUUUGAUAAACAGCAUUAUAGACUAGAUCAAGAUCCUGAAGUAAGUGAAGAAAUGGAUGAGAGAUUUAGAUACGAAAGUGAUUUUGAUAGAAGACUUUUGAGAGUACAUACAAAUGACAGGAUAUGUGAGAACAAGCGAGGGAAUGUGCCGCCUAUGGAGCGUGGUGGUGAUGUCACAGAAAAAUCUCACAUCCGAAUUUCAUCUGCUGGAAAUAAAAGUGUUCAAGAGAGUGAGCCAUUCAACUCUACUAACAGAGAGAUCUGUAGUCCUUUUGCGGGGAUGCUCUUUGGAAGUGAAGAUAGACAGCUUAUUCAGAAAAGGAAAGAGAAAUAUAGACAAGAACUACUGGAACAAAUGGCUGAGCAACAGAAGAAUAAAAGACGAGAAAAAGAUUUGGAACUCAGGGUUGCAGCUUCUGGAGUACAAGACCCUGAGAAAUCGCCUGAUAGACUAAAGCAGUUUAGUGUGGCACCAAGACACUUUGAAGAGACGAUACCACCUGAAAGACCCAGAGUAGCUUUCCAGACUCCUCUCCCUCCUUUAUCUGCCCCAUCUGCCCCACCCAUCCCAUCAGGUCACUCCAUCCCGUCUCAAAAUGAAGACUUGCACAACGGACUCAGCAGCACCCUUGGUGAAAUGGUGCCUCCCAGGAUUGCCCCUCUGCCUCCACCUCCGCUACUACCACCUUUGGCUAAUAACUAUCGGACACCUUAUGAUGAUGCUUACUAUUUUUAUGGGGCCAGGAAUACUUUGGAUCCGGGUCUUGCUUAUUAUGGUUCAGGAAUGAUGGGAGUCCAGCCUGCAGCGUAUGUUAGUGCUCCUGUCCCCCAUCUGCCAGCACAUCCUAUUGUGAAUACAGCUGGACCAGAUGAAUUGAAAGUUAUGAGUGAUCGAGCAGUCAAUUCAGGAUUAUUUUUUGAAGAUAAACCAAAGCCUUCAAAACAGUCACUUCAGUCUUACCAAGAAGCUUUGCAGCAGCAGAUUCGGGAGAGAGAAGAGAGAAGGAAGAAGGAGCGUGAAGAAAAGGAAGAAUAUGAAGCCAAACUAGCAGCUGAGAUGAGAAGUUAUAACCCAUGGGGGAAAGGUGGAGGUGGAGCACCUCUCAGAGAUGCGAAAGGGAACCUGAUAACUGAUUUGAAUAGAAUGCACAGACAAAAUGUAGAUGCCUACCAUAACCCUGAUGCAAGAACACACGAAGAGAAAAGGGCUGUUGUAUCUCUAGACCAAACUUUAGCCACUUCAAAUGCUGAAAACCUAGAAGAUUCUGCAAAUAAAAACUCAGAUCAUAUGCAAACUCAGAGCUCACCUUUUGCUCGGGGAAAUAUAUUUGGUGAACCUCCAACUGAACUUCAGAUUAAACAGCAAGAAUUAUACAAGAAUUUUCUUCGUUUUCAGAUUGAAGAGAAGAAACAACGAGAGGAAGCAGAGCGAGAGAGGCUGAGACUCGCAGAAGAAAAAGAAGAAAAGCGACUUGCAGAACAGAGGGCACGGAUCCAACAAGAGUAUGAAGAGGAACAGGAGAAGAAAAGAGAAAAAGAGGAGGAGCAAAGGCUGAAAAAUGAAGAGCUUAUUCGGUUAGCUGAAGAAAGAAGAAAAGAAGCAGAAAAAAAGAAGAGAGAAGAAGAAGAAAAACAUAAUUUACAACUGCAGCACUACUAUGAAAGAGACAAUGUAGUUGGACAAGAAACUAGGCGUUUGAGACAGCCUUCUCCUGUGGUUCCUGCUCUUCAAAAUAAAAUCACAAACAAACUCCAAAGACCUCCUUCAGUUGAUAGCAUCCUAAGUUCCUUUAUUCAGGAAAGUUCACCAUCCAGGGCACAGUCUCCUCCAGUACCUGCCAGAAAAAAUCAGCUCCGUGCAGAAGAGGAGAGAAAAAAUGUGAUCAUGGAGUUAUCCGAAAUGCGCAAACAGCUUCGCAGCGAAGAGCGGCGUCUGCAAGGGCAGUUGCUAUACAUGGACAGUGAUGAUGAUAUUCAUACGAGGAGGAAAAGAGAAAGAAACCCCAUGGAUAUAUUUGACAUGGCUAGACAUCGGGUACAAGUCCCUGUCAGGAGACAGUCACCCAAGGGCGUAGAUUCUGCUACUUUUCAGAAUAUCCAGGACUUUAAUGAACUGAAGGAUAGAGAUUCAGAAACGCGAGUCGAUCUAAAGUAUAUGUACCCAGAUCCUCCAAGAGAUCCUUAUACCUUAGAGAUACAGCAGCAAGCCCUACUAAGAGAGCAGCAGAAGAGAUUGAAUAGAAUGAAAAUGCAGGAAGGUUCUGAAGUUAACUUGGAUGCCGAUGCCGUGCCAAAUGCCAAAGCGCGAAGCUACAGAAUGCCCAGAGAUGACACUAAUGAUUUCUUGAAAAAUUCAUUAUUGGAAUCAGAUAGUGCUUUUAUUGGUGCUUAUGGGGAGACUUUUCCUGCUGUUGAAGAUGACACUCCUCCUCUUGACUCACAGCUGCCUUCUGCGAGGGAGCGGAGGAGGAACAGAUUGAAAGGACCAGAUGUAGAUAAUCAUCACUCUAAUGUACCACCAGAUGGUGUCUCUUUAAAGUCUGUAUCCAGUAUAAAUACUGAUCAACUUAGAUUGAAAAAUAUGGAACGAAUGAGAAGAUUGAAUGAAUUUCAGAAUAAGCCUAUUAAUACAGAUGAUGAGAGUUCACUGGUUGACCCUGAUGACAUCAUGAAGCAAGUGGGUGAUGAUGGAUCAAAUUCUGUAGCAACUGAGCCCUGGCUUCGCCCUGGUACCUCAGAGACACUGAAACAGUUCAUGGCGGAGCAGCUGAACCAGGAGCAGCAACAGGUUUCUGGAAAACCAGGCACUUUAAAUUGGCAAGGCCUGUCUACUGCACAUGGCUAAAAUAAAUCUGUAUUGGACACAGCGGUGCCUUUAAGGUGAAAGGGAUGUCAGACCAGAACUUUUACUCUGCUACAUUUGGCCCCUACCUAGAGUUUCCUUACAUUCCAUCUGUACAUAUCUUUUUCCCAUGAUGUAUAUAAAUAAAAGGCUAUAAUUUAUGUAGUAUAAAUUACAUAAUCACCUUUGCAUAAUAUUGCCAUAAGAUAGGGUGGUAACGAACUCUUGGAAUCAACUACCAUAUGUGCAUUAUUUUAAAUCCUGCUCAUCGGUAUAAGAUGACUGAAACACAAGUGUCUUUAAUAUUACUGUAAAACUAGAGUACUUGUUAAAAAUCUAUUUACUGUUGUUAUAUUUCAAAAUAAUUUGUUUAGUAAAUACACUGGUUGUAGCUGUGACUAUCCCAGUUACUAUGUAACAGAAUCCAAUGUGCUAGUAUUUUCCAUCAUUUGUAGCUACUGGUGGGAGUCAUAAUUGAUUUGACUCCCAUGAGCCAUGUAUUAUUAAAAGUCACAUCUUUCUGCCUCUUAUUUUUGUGCCAAUGAAGGCACUGUGUUAAGUUUACUAAUUUAUUAUGAUUUACCUACUUCUUGAUAGAAAUAAAUUAUUUUUAUUACCAAUGCUGAUUAUUGUUUUAACUGGUGGUUCACAAACGAAUUCUGCAAAGUGAAGAGAGGCCUGACCACCCAAGGGUCCAGUACCCUGGAAUCUUUGGUUGGCUUUCAGGGACUCCUAGAUAAGUAACUCUUUCUAAUCAUUUGAUGUAUAACAGAUGAUCCUUUGAAAAAGGAAAGAGUAAUUACAAUUCUAGGAAAUAAUCCUUUGACAUCUUUAUCACCAUGGCAACUGAGAAGACCACCUCUAGGCAUAACUGGUUGCUUACACAUUUCCAGUAACACAGCUAGUAGUAAACUAUCUCAUGCGAAAUUUGUUGUUUUCAGUAUUAGCUGCAUGCAUGUAGUUUUUAUAAUCUUUAAUCUGUUGUUUUACUAUAAAACCUAUUUUCACCUGAAA
This is a messenger RNA of Erinaceus europaeus (western European hedgehog), 4869 nucleotides long. RefSeq names its product centrosome and spindle pole associated protein 1 (gene CSPP1). Gene Ontology annotation, biological process: positive regulation of cytokinesis. Lineage: Eukaryota; Metazoa; Chordata; Mammalia; Eulipotyphla; Erinaceidae. The transcript is spliced from 31 exons. The coding region runs from base 181 to 3858 and encodes 1225 amino acids. Gene Ontology annotation, cellular component: microtubule; spindle pole; centrosome. The record is from RefSeq and is a predicted model, not a curated record.